This is a messenger RNA of Klebsormidium nitens, 2062 nucleotides long. The record is from the annotation of a GenBank genome assembly. NCBI's taxonomy places the organism in Eukaryota, Viridiplantae, Streptophyta, Klebsormidiophyceae, Klebsormidiales, Klebsormidiaceae.
GUAUAACAAGCCUUCGUUCUUCCGGAUGAGUCCUCAAGCUCCAGCUCUGAUUCUUAGCCUGCUCUUCUGAGCGCAGCUUUUGACAUUGGUUCACCUUUCAAAAACUUGAGCCGCAGCUUUCCCCUUAUAGAGCCCACUUGGCCCCAAAACAUUUGGUGAUUCAGAGUCGAGAGCUUACAGAAUCAGAAUGGCGGACGAUGAUAUCAAUGUCGACGAGUUUGCAGACGAGGAAUCGCCGAAGAUGGCACCGUCAGAGGAGAAAGCCGCGCCUCCUACCACUGCCGCCCCAGCGUCUACUGCAGCUCCGGCUCCAUCACCUGCACCAACCCCAGCUCCGGCGCCUGCCCCUGCGCCUGCGCCCGCCCCCGCCCCUGCGCCGGCUCCUGUAUCUUGGGCAGACAUUCCCGAGGAUGCGGAUCCUUACUCUUCAGGGCCAGCUGAUAACUUUGGGAUGGGAAACCUGGCUAUCUCAAGUGGAGGGACCAUUGACAAAGCAGAGGAAGUGAUCAAAUCCAACGGUCUGAACGAAGCGGCGGAGGGGAAGAUACAGAAGGUACUAGCGGGGAACACCCCCUACAGCAGCGCAGCGACGUUCGAGGAUCUACAACUCUCUUCUGCAUUGCUGAGAGGCCUCUACUCCGAGAUGAAGUUCGAGAAGCCGAGUCGGAUACAGGCAGAAACGCUGCCCCUUAUCCUUCAACCACCGCACAUGAACCUCAUCGCUCAGGCGCACAACGGUAGUGGCAAGACGACCUGUUUCGUCCUCGGCAUGCUUAGCAGAGUGGACCCCAAUAUGAAGGCCCCACAAGCCCUCUGUAUUUGUCCAACCAGAGAGCUGGCUAUACAGAACGAAGAGGUCACUCUGCGGAUGGCGAAGUACACGGGGAUCACAGUGGCAUGCACGGCGCUCGCGGACCAGGGCUACGGGCCGUCCUCGACGAGACGAGACAAACUGGUGGACCAGGUGGUAAUCGGCACCCCGGGCACACUGAAACGGUGGCUGACCAAGGACCGGAUUCUAGAACCGGACAAUCUGCGGAUCUUGGUGUUUGACGAGGCGGAUCACAUGCUCGACCAGGACGGGUUCAAGGACGACUCGAUCAGGCUGCUGAAGGAGAUCAGUCGCAAGUCAGCCGGUCUACAGAUCCUUCUUUUCUCGGCCACCUUCAGCGACAAGGUGAAGCAGUUUGCAGUCAACAUGGUGAAGAACGCGAACCAGGUGUUUGUGCCCCGGGAGGAGCUGAGCCUGGACGUGAUCAAGCAGUACCGGGUGGUGGUGCCCUUCAGCCGCAACCGGGACAUGAUCGAGAGCGACAAGAUCAAGGUGCUCGAGGAGCGCAUCUUCCCGGCCGCCGAGAAGCUGGGCCAGUCCAUCAUCUUCGUCAAAACGCGGGAGACGGCGCGCCUCCUCUUUGAAAGGUUGGAUCGUGAGGGCUACAAGUGCACAGCAAUCCACGGCGGGAUGCAGCACAGCGAUCGAGACCGGGUCAUCAAGGAGUUCAGAAACGGGACCACGAAGAUUCUGAUCUCGACGGACGUGCUCGCGCGCGGGUUCGACCAGGCCAACGUAACCCUGGUGGUUAACUACGACAUCCCGGUUAACGUACACCCGCCGUACGAGCCCGAGUACGAAACGUACCUGCACCGCAUCGGACGGUCCGGGCGCUUCGGACGUAAAGGCGCCGCGUUUAACCUCGUGGCAGGCGACCGGGACACGGAGAAGCUGAACAAGAUUGAGGAGCAUUUCCAACGCGAGAUCAAGGAGGUCCCUUGGGACGAUGACGACGCUUUUGAAGCCGUGCUGAAAGAUGCUGGCCUGGCUUAGACUAAAGAAACUGGGUUUGUGUGUGACCCACUUAGUUUAGGCCUCGAGGGGAACAGGAUUCGAAGUCAUGAUAGAUGAUUACUGAGUUCAGGGCGUCUUCAAAAGCAGUUGCUAUUAUGCAGAAUUUCCAUUCGCUUUGCGCAAGCACCGUCGAGCUGUAUCAUGUUCUCGAUGCUCAACCUUUCGCUGAGGUGUUCGUACAGGUUAUGUGCAGUCAAUUAUUAUAUAAGACAUGUC